UCGGGUCUUGAGUCAGCUGUUGUCAGUGCAAACAAAAAGGGUGUUUUGCUCGCGAAAAAUCUAAAAAUAUGCUGUUUUAGCGUGGUUUUUGCGUGAAUUCUCAAUAAAAAUGGCUAGCUAUGAUUGGGAGGAUCACAACAGACGCACCGUCCUGGAGGGACGCGCUGCCCUAGAACGAACAUCCGCGAGUUUGGCCAGAUCCAAUCAGAUCGCCAUCGAGACUGAACAUAUUGGCACUGAAAUUGUGUCCGAGCUGGGGGAGCAGCGAGAGAGUCUGCUGAGGAGUCAGCGAGGUCUCCAUAACGCCAAUGACGGCCUUUCCAAGUCCCGGACAAUUUUGCGUGCGAUGCACCGAAAUGUGUUGUACAACAAACUCACACUUGUCCUGAUAAUAUUGCUGGAGGUCUUCAUUCUCGGCGGACUGGUAUAUAUUAAAUUCAUUCAUCGUUCCUGAUUGGAAAAUUGUCAGAAUAUCAGUGGAAUUUUACGGCAAGGAAUCGCCCAAAAGUAUGUUUUUGUUAUGCUAUCAAUUCCAUCGUAAACCAUAGCAUUAAUUUUUACAACCCUUUGUUCUGUGAGUUUGUGGCGGAGUUUCAAAAUAAAAGAGCUUUUUAAGAAACAAAAA
This is a messenger RNA of Phlebotomus argentipes, 625 nucleotides long. RefSeq names its product vesicle transport through interaction with t-SNAREs homolog 1B (gene Vti1b). Gene Ontology annotation, molecular function: SNARE binding; SNAP receptor activity. The transcript has 2 exons. Gene Ontology annotation, biological process: vesicle fusion with Golgi apparatus; macroautophagy; retrograde transport, endosome to Golgi. Bases 110 to 454 code for a protein of 114 amino acids. The record is from RefSeq and is a predicted model, not a curated record. Gene Ontology annotation, cellular component: endoplasmic reticulum membrane; SNARE complex; late endosome membrane. NCBI's taxonomy places the organism in Eukaryota, Metazoa, Arthropoda, Insecta, Diptera, Psychodidae.